Messenger RNA from Hirundo rustica (Barn swallow), 1785 nucleotides. It is a transcript of the gene MATN3, whose product is annotated as matrilin 3. Gene Ontology annotation, molecular function: calcium ion binding. NCBI's taxonomy places the organism in Eukaryota, Metazoa, Chordata, Aves, Passeriformes, Hirundinidae. The record is from RefSeq and is a predicted model, not a curated record. Bases 1 to 1446 code for a protein of 481 amino acids. The transcript is spliced from 9 exons.
AUGGGGCGGGCGCUCGGCAUCCUGAGCUGCUGCCUGGCGCUGGCGCUGCUGCCGCGCCCGGGCGGCCCCUCCGCAGGUACCGCAGCCGGGGCAGGUACCGCACCCUCCGCAGGUACCGCACCCUCCGCAGGUACCGCAGCCGGGGCAGGUACCGCACCCUCAGCAGGUACCGCAGCCGGGGCAGGUACCGCAGCCGGAGCAGCAGCCACUGCCUGUAAGAACCGGCCUCUAGACCUCGUCUUCAUCGUAGACAGCUCCCGUAGCGUCCGACCCGAGGAGUUUGAGAAAGUGAAAGUCUUCUUGUCAGAAAUGAUCGAUACCCUGGAUGUUGGUGAAAGAACAACGCGCGUGGCGGUCAUGAACUACGCGAGCACUGUCAAGGUGGAGUUUCCCCUCCGGACCUACUUUGACAAAGCCUCUAUGAAGGAGGCUGUGUCUCGCAUUGAGCCCUUGUCUGCUGGCACCAUGACCGGCCUUGCCAUCCAAACUGCCAUGGAUGAAGUCUUCACCGAGGAAAUGGGCACUCGGCCAGCGACCUUCAACAUCCCCAAGGUGGUCAUUGUUGUGACAGAUGGACGGCCACAAGACCAGGUUCAAGAUGUGGCGGCGAGCGCCCGGAGAGUUGGCAUCGAGAUCUACGCUGUCGGGGUAGACCGGGCAGACAUGCAGUCCCUGAGGAUAAUGGCCAGUGAGCCUCUGGAUGAACACGUCUUCUAUGUGGAGACCUAUGGUGUGAUCGAAAAGCUGACAUCCAGGUUCAGGGAGACUUUCUGUGCUGUGGACGUGUGUGCCCUGGGGAGCCACGGCUGCCAGCAGGUCUGUGUGAGUAACGGGGCAGCCCACCUCUGUGACUGCUAUGAAGGAUACACCCUGAAUCCAGAUAAGAGAACCUGCUCAGCUGUGGACCUGUGUGCACCUGGGAGGCACGAGUGUGACCAGAUCUGUGUGAGUAACAAUGGAUCCUAUGUCUGUGACUGCUAUGAAGGCUACACCUUGAAUCCAGACAAGAAGACUUGCUCAGCCAGGGACAUGUGUGCACCUGGAAGGCAUGACUGUGCCCAAGUCUGUCUGAGUAACGAUGAAUCCUACAGCUGUGGCUGCUAUGAAGGAUACACUCUGAAUCCAGACAAGAAGACUUGCUCAGCUUCUCCCAAACACAUCCUGUGUGAACUGGUGUGUGCACCAGGAACCUAUGACUGGCAGCAGGUCUGUGAGAGUGGAUCACAGACCUGUGACUGCUUUGAAGGCUUUAUCUUAAAUUCAGAUGACAAAACAUGCUCAAGAGCCGUAACGAACAGACUGGUAACAGCUGAAGAGUCCUGCAAAUGUGAAGCCAUAGUUGCCCUCCAGGACUCGGUGACCUCACGCCUUGAAGCUCUGUCGACAAAAUUAGAGGAAGUGUCUGAGAAGCUGCAGGCAUAUCAAGACAGACAGCAAAUUGUCUGAGCUAUCAUUUUGCUGGACUGUAAAGUAAUUUUUCAGAAUCAAGUCUUUUUAUUAUUUUCAGGAAGCUUUAUUUCAUUGCACAGAUUACAAAACAGCAGUUGGCUUAUUAUUAUCUACAAACGUCAAGAAGACUUCAGGAAGAUGAGAGUCUUGAAAAUACAAGAUCCCUGAGGAUCUUCAUGUACAGUCACUUUAUUGCCAUGAAGCUACUCAUACCUGCUGUGAUUCAGUUUGUACUGGAGAUACUGCUUUUCUGAAGUAACUGCAUAUUUUAUUCUCUUACUUCAAAGUAAAUGCAGAAAAAAAUAUAUAAAUUACUUUAUAUAAAACUUUGAAAUG